Messenger RNA from Paraglomus brasilianum, 996 nucleotides. NCBI's taxonomy places the organism in Eukaryota, Fungi, Glomeromycota, Glomeromycetes, Paraglomerales, Paraglomeraceae. The record is from the annotation of a GenBank genome assembly.
AUGCCUAUUGGUCAACCUGUAAUGACUCGUGACAUUGAUCGAUUCAGUUUACUGAAUUCACGAUAUGUCUACUUCGUCAAAGCCCGCGUGUGUGAAUUUUGGGCAAAUGAAGGCCAUGAUGUAAUGAUGUAUGAAAAUGCAGGGGAGUCAGCCUGCUGGUUUGUUGGUCAACCAGUGCUUUUCUUUCACCCAGUCUUUGGAAAGUUUAUUACAAACUACAACAAUGAGAACCUUGAAGUAUCAUGGCAAAUUGAUGAUGGAUCAAGUAAUAAUGGUGUCAUAUUAGAAAAUGAUAGAUAUUUGGUUGCUCUACAUGAAGUUAAGAAUGAAAUAGGAGAAGGGGGAUCUGACCUCUUUUUUGCAAGCAUCAUUUUCAUGUUUAAAUUUCUGGAAACAGGAAAAGCUGGACCUUGGUUGUGUAUUGCUGCAGGUAUUUUUACAGACCAUGGUGUUCUGGAUCCAUUGACAGAUUUUGUUCCACUAGUACUAGUACCAAUGAAGCAUCCCAAUGAGAUAGACCAUAUUGUUAGACUGUUUCAAGCAUGGAAACUUGCAGUCAUGGAUUUGAAGCACUUUUACCAUACUGACAAAACUGUUGGAUCUGCUUGGAGUGCAAAAAAUCCUUGUGGUCACCAGAAUCUUUUUCCAUAUCCAAACUCAUUUACAAUAGAUGAUAAGAAAGUAGAAUUCACUUAUGAAUCUUGGAUGUCAAGGUCAAAAUCAAUGUGCACAGCAACAAUUUCAGAUAUGGAUGAUAUAAUUGUUAAAUUUACAAAAAAUUACUGUGGUGAUGCACAUAAGUUGUGUGCCACUGAAGGUUUAGCACCCCAGUUACUUUGUGUAGAUAGAAAGAUAGUAUCAGGUUGCAUUAUGGAGAACAUCAAAGAGGCAAAGCCAUUGCAUGAAACUACGUUUAAUUUGAAAAAAGAUCAAGAUCAGGUGUUUCAAGAUAUACAGCAGGCUAUCUCUCUAUCUACUAUCAUCAUAACAACCUAG